UUUUACUCUCGCUAGAUAUUUUUAUCAAAGCGACUUGGUUUUUAUAUAUGUAAACGUGAUAUUUUAUUCUUGCUCGGAAAAAAGUAAGUCAAUACUCAGUUUCAUAUUUGUAUACUUCUUUAAAGUUAUACAUAAUAUUAUGUAAACGCCGUAGCGAUUUACCACAUAAAGAGUCAUUCAGUCAUAGACAUCGACCCGUGGUAGUGUUACGUUAAAAGUAUAUAACUUGCCGUAGUCAGUAUCUGUCAACUCUUACUCGAGCCGCUUCAACUGACUACUCUUUCAUACUAGUACGAGCCAGCGUAAAAAAGAAUUAUUAUGGAUCCGAAAAUAAUGUCAUCAAAGCCAGAUCAAAAUGGCAAUCGACAAUUUCUAAAAAAUAUAACGAAUUUUGAUGAGCCUAGACCGUUGACACUGCGAUUGAUGCAAGACAGCCGCAAGAGGGAUGAGGAAAUAAAGAUUUUGAAACGCCAGAAUCAAGAAUAUCGAAUAAAAGUAGCUUUUUAUCACCAAACCCUGCGACAACAACAACAACAACAACAACAUCAGGAUCGUUAUUACUAUCUUGAACAUGACACAUAUCAUGUUAGAUACAAUAUUUACAUUCCCAGUUCAGUAUCCCGUAAGGCAUUUGACGCUAUAAAUCCGUCUAAAUUCAUAAAAAUAAUGUCACACGCGAUUUGGGGUGAAGAAAAUAUUUCAAAGCUCGUAGUUCGUAAACAAAAAAACACUGGAAACCGCGAGAAAUUAAACGAUAGAAGAUUAGAAUUGCUAUCUAUACACUAUCAACAUUUUUUAAAGAAGCGUAAUUAUUCUGAAGGAGUUUUUGAUUUGCAGAUACGGGCUGUGAAUACAUAUUUAGACCGAGCAAUUCAGAGUGCAAAAAAAAAGUUCGACGAUCAUAGCUUAUGUAUUCUGUAUUUCGGGCCAAAUCUAUUACUUUUAAACUCAACUCUAUUCGAUUUGGAUUAAACCUGUUUAGU
This is a messenger RNA of Microplitis demolitor, 983 nucleotides long. RefSeq lists its product as uncharacterized. The record is from RefSeq and is a predicted model, not a curated record. The coding region runs from base 319 to 972 and encodes 217 amino acids. The transcript is spliced from 3 exons. NCBI's taxonomy places the organism in Eukaryota, Metazoa, Arthropoda, Insecta, Hymenoptera, Braconidae.